Molecule: messenger RNA, 1057 nt
Organism: Monodelphis domestica (gray short-tailed opossum)
Lineage: Eukaryota; Metazoa; Chordata; Mammalia; Didelphimorphia; Didelphidae
Gene: FUOM
Product: fucose mutarotase
Biological process (GO): fucose metabolic process
Molecular function (GO): racemase and epimerase activity, acting on carbohydrates and derivatives; fucose binding
Source: RefSeq, a predicted model, not a curated record
CUUCCUCUGUAAACUGAAGGGAGUGAACGAGAUGAUCUGGAAGGUUCCUUUCCAGCUCUAGCACUCGGUGAUUCUUUGAAUCCUACCUCAGCUCGCUGUCCACCUGGGUGGCUGGCCCCUGUCCAGCUGCUGAUAGCGACCGCAGGCCUCCCCAUAGAUCUAUUUCUAGAUCCCUUUCCUCUAGAGAAUUCUGCAUUUACCCGGUGGGCUAGGCGGGGACUGGGAAUGCUCAGCUGUGGGUAGGGGUCAAGGUACGCCUGACCAGGGGCUUAAGAAACUAUUAUUAUUAUUAUUAUCUCGCUGCACCUCUCUUCCGAAAGUGAAACAGUUUCGCGCAAAUCCCGAAGGUCCGCCUAGGCCCCACCUCCCAGCUGGUCCCAACCCACUCGCUCUGGCCUCGCCGCAGGUGACCACACGCUUCCCGGAACCAUGGUGGUGCUGAAGGGAAUCCCCUCUCUGCUCUCCCCGGAGCUGCUCUUUGCCUUGGCGAAGAUGGGACACGGAGAUGAGAUUGUUCUUGCAGAUGCCAAUUUUCCUACUUCUUCCAUAUGCCGAUGUGGUCCAGUGGAAAUCAGAGCAGAUGGCUUGAGUGUCCCACAGCUCCUGGAAUCCAUCUUGAAGCUGCUGCCCUUGGAUACUUAUGAGCCAAAUUCGGUGAUGGUCAUGGACGUGGUGGAGAGCGACAAGGCCAAAGGUCUCCAGACCCCUGAAGUAUGGCAAACCUUCAGGAGCCUCCUCUCUCAGACUGGCUUCAGGGAAGACCUUGGGAAGAUGGAAAGGUUUGCUUUUUAUGAACAGGCAAAAAAAGCUUUUGCUGUAGUUGCAACAGGAGAAACAGCUCUAUAUGGGAAUAUAAUUCUCAGGAAAGGUGUGAUUGCACCCCAGGAGAAGCACUAGAAGGUGAGGAUGAAGAAGCCCCAAUGUCAGAUGCCAGAGGAUAAAUUCAUUUCUUGAUUUUGGAAUAAACACUUUUAGUAAAAUGUGUAUACAUAUUGGAAUGUUGAGUAGAAAUCAGACUUUGGUUUUAAUGUUACUUGAAUAAAUUCAUUUUCUUCUU